AUGCAGCAGACCUUCUGCCGGACAUUCAAUUGCCGGGAGAGGCCGGCGGUGCACGCGCGGCAGGCGCUCCGCGCCCGGCCGGGGCGGCGCCACGCGCGCGGCGCCCCGCAGGUGGUAGCUGUGCGUGUGGAGAAUGAGGAGGUGUCCCUGGGCACCGUGGCUCCAGACUUCGUGCUGCUGGAGCCGCUGACGGGCGUGACGGUCAAGCUGUCUGCAUACGCGGCGGGGGCGCCAGCCACGCUGAUCAUGUUCAUCUGCAAUCAUUGCCCAUUUGUGGUGCACCUCAAGCCCGCCAUCACGCAGCUGGCCCGGGAGUACCAGGGCAAGGGUGUCAAGGUGCUGGCCAUCAGCUCCAACAGCGUGGAGACGCACCCGCAGGACGGGCCAGACAGCAUGGCUGAGGAUGCGCGGGCGCAGGGGUACACCUUCCCGUACCUGUUUGACGAGAGCCAGGAUGUGGCAAAGGCCUACAGCGCCGCCUGCACCCCCGAGUUCUACGUUUUCGAUGGCGAGCUGAAGCUGACGUACCAUGGCCAGUUCGAUGACAGCCGGCCCAGCAAGUACGGCGGCGACGCGCCGGUGACUGGUGCGGAUCUGAGGCAUGCGUUGGACUGCACGCUGGCGGGCCGGCCGCUGGAGCGGCGCGUGAAGAACAGUAUCGGGUGCAACAUCAAGUGGCACCCUGGCAAGGCCCCGGCCUGGUUCCACGGCUGA
Molecule: messenger RNA, 714 nt
Organism: Chlorella variabilis
Lineage: Eukaryota; Viridiplantae; Chlorophyta; Trebouxiophyceae; Chlorellales; Chlorellaceae
Exons: 6
Coding region: 1-714 (237 amino acids)
Molecular function (GO): antioxidant activity; oxidoreductase activity
Source: RefSeq, a predicted model, not a curated record